This is a messenger RNA of Angiostrongylus costaricensis, 1212 nucleotides long. The record is from the annotation of a GenBank genome assembly. Lineage: Eukaryota; Metazoa; Nematoda; Chromadorea; Rhabditida; Metastrongylidae.
AUGUCAUCAAAGAUAGCACGCAGCUUUCUUGGUCGGAUAUCACGACAACCAUUUGCACUAUUGUAUUUCAAUUGUUUAGGGUCCAUGGAUUACGCGUUUGAGAUGAUCUGCUCAACGAUACGCUUCGGAAAAGGUGUAGCUUCCGAGAUAGGUUAUGAUGUUAAGAAUUUAGGAGCAAAGAAUACCCUUGUUGUGACCGAUAAAAAUGUCAUUAACACUGCAGCGUUCAAGAGUGUCACUGAUUCGUUUGGAUCUCUCGAUGUGAAAUAUACCGUGUUCGACGAUGUCCUUAUUGAGCCAACAGAUGAAAGUAUGAUGAAAGCUGUUGAUUUCGCUCGUAAUCUCGGUUGUGAUUCCUUUGUGGCUGUCGGUGGUGGUUCGGUUAUCGACACGACAAAGGCGGCUGCACUCUACACUUCAAAUCCUCAGGCGGAUUUUUUCGAUUUCGUGUGUCCGCCGUUUGGAAAAAACCUUGUUCCACAAAAUCCUAUCCUUCCUCUUAUAGCUGUUCCUACAACUGCUGGCACAGGAAGUGAAACAACAGGUGCAGCGAUUAUGGACCUUCCGAAAUAUGAAUGUAAAUCGGGUAUUAGGCAGCGAUGCAUCAAGCCAUUGCUUGCGAUUAUCGAUCCAGAAAACAUUAAGAGCAUGCCUCGAAAUGUAGCCAUCUACUCGGGAUUCGACGUGCUUUGUCACGCUAUUGAGAGCUAUACAGCAUUGCCUUACGACCAGCGCGUACCUCGUCCUCUUCGACCAGAAUUACGACCACUUUAUCAAGGGGCGAAUCCUAUUAGUGAUAUAUGGAGUCUGGAAGCGCUCAGAAUAAUCCGUAAAUACUUCCGACGCAGUGUUAACGACAGCUCUGAUGACGAGGCUAAGUACCAUAUGCUGCUGGCAAGCACAUUCGCCGGUAUUGGGUUUGGGAACGCUGGAGUUCAUCUUUGCCAUGGAUUGAGCUAUCCGAUUAGCAAGUUUUACUAUGAUGUUGAUUAUCCGCCAGAAAAAGCAUUGAUUCCUCAUGGUCUUUCCGUCGUCACCACUGCUGCUGCCGACUUCGACUAUCUUACUCCUGCAUUUCCGGAACGACAUGCAGAAGCGGCGCGGCAUUUGGGAGCUGAGAUACCGGUUUGCUUAUCUCUGGAUUUCUUCUUUCCUACGGUGUUGGAAGGAGAACGUGGCUAUUUAAGAGACCCGAGUAGUAAUUACAAAUAA